GUAUGCCACUCGGCCAGGCCGGCGGCAGGCGGCUUCCUUGACCCGCGUGUCUUCACUGGCGUUCGGUGGAGCACGGUGUCGCUUCAGAGACUGCCUCGCUAACCUGCACCGUGCUGACUGUUCCGCGCCUAAACCCGCCCUCCGAGAGCCACCAGCGCACGGAGUGUGGAGACAUUCCGUCGGCACCGGUCCUAGCCUCAGGCGCAGGCUUGAGGACUCAACGCAGCCCCUCAGCGUGGGGGCGUGGCCCGGGCCUGUCCAUCGCGGGCUCUGCAGCACCGUCCAAUCAGACCCGGAUCAGGCUCCGGAGGGCGGGCUUCCGGUGCCACGCUGGGUUUUAAUCUUCAGAUCCGCACGCUUCAGCUCCUCCUGGUGUGCGGCCUAGUAGUGAGUGGUGUGUUAUCCUCUGUCGCUUUGUCACAUGCCGGCGCCGCGGACGCCGGCGAUGAACCCUGUGUCCUUUGAGGAUGUGGCUGUGAACUUCACAUUGGAGGAGUGGGCUUUGCUGGAUCCUUGCCAGAAGACUCUCUACAAAGAUGUGAUGCAGGAAAUCUUCCAGAACCUCGCUUUUAUAGGAAACAAAUGGGAAUAUCAGAACGUCCAAGAUAAUAAAAGGGCUUUGAGAAAUCUAAGGCACAUCAUACCUCACUGUGAACACAGAGGAUACAAAAGUGAGAAAUAUGCAGAAAAGCCUUGUGGAUUUAAAAAACAUAGGGAGUCCCUCAUUUCUCUCACAAAUGUUCAACAACCCAUAGUACUUCACACUGGAAAGCAAAAUAAAAGAAUGGGUGGGGAAGCCUUACCUUAUUUCAGUUAUAUUCAAAGAUAUGGAAAAUCUCACACUCUGAAGAAGCACUAUGUGUGUAAACAAUGCGAUAAGUCCUUCUUUUCUCAUGCAAGUAUUCUAAGCCACAUGGUAAAGCACACUGGAAAUGGACGUUUUAAAUGUAAGGUAUGUGGGAAACCAUUUUAUUUUUCUUUUUUACUCACAAGACAUGAAAAAUCUCAUACUGGGGAGAAACCCUAUAAAUGUAAACAGUGUAAGAAAGGCUUUAGUUUGUUUUCAGGUUUUAAAAGUCACAUGGUAACACAUACUGGAAAGUUACCCUUUCAGUGUAAGGUAUGUGGGAAAGCCUUUCUCUAUCCUAGUGUAUUUAGAAUACAUCAGAGGACUCAUAUUGGAGAGAAGCUAUAUGACUGUAAACACUGUGGUAAGUUGUUUAGUUCUUCACAUUACCUUUCUAUACAUGAAAAACGUCAUGCUGGAGAGAAGCCCUAUGAUUGUAAACAUUGUGGGAAGGCCUUUUAUUCUGACACACAACUGAGAAGACACAAGAUAAUACACACUGGAAAUGAACUGCAUACAUGUAAGGUAUGUGGGAGAUGUUUUGAUUUUCCCUGUUUAUUAAGAAGACAUGAAAGAAUUCAUACUGGAGAGAAACCCUUUAAAUGUACACAAUGUGGGAAAGCCUUCAGUGUUUCUAGUUCCUUUCACCGGCAUAAACGAUCUCAUACCGAGGAGAAGCCCCAUAAGUGUAAACAGUGUGGGAGACACUUUAGACUUCUCCACACCCUUCAAGAGCAUGAAAGAACACAUACUGGGGAAAAGCCCUACGAAUGUGACCAGUGUGGUAAAGCCUUCAAUCAUAAGAGUACUUUUAGAAGACAUCGCAAAAUUCACAGUGGACAAAAACCUUAUGAAUGCAAACAGUGUGGUAAGGCCUUCACAUAUUUGAAUUCCAUUCGAAAUCAUGAAAAGAUACAUACUGGAGAGAAGCCAUAUGAAUGCCAGCAGUGUGGUAAAGUUUUCUCCGUAUCUUCCAGCCUUAAAUACCAUGAGAGAAAAGCUAGGUGUGGUAGCACAUGCCUGUAAUCCCAGCACGCAGGAGGAUGAGGAAAAAGGACUGCUGUGAGUUCAAGGCCAGAUUCAAUGACACACUGAGACCCUUUCUCAAAAAAAUAAAAAGAACCCAAAUAGCAGAAUUAGUAUGAGAAUUAAUGACAUUGAAAGCAAAAAAUCAAUACACAAAAAACCAGUACUUUAAACAGAUGAGGAAAAAGAGCCUAAGUGAUACCUUAAAUAGGAGACAAAGAUAAUGGAGAGACAUGAAUCAGAAAUGAAAGGGCAAGACUGCAAGGAAGGAGAACGAGAAGUGAAGAAUGCACCUGUGAGUUGGUGCCAUGUGCAGGCUACAACUUAAUGCUUGUAUUGUUUAGGAUUCUUCUGACUUUGCAGGCCUAAACCUGAUAGUCUAAUCAUCUAUUAAGAGAAUAACAAUAUGCAAUGUAGCAUCUACGGAAGAUCUACUUUUGAAGUUGGUAGCCAUUGCUAGUUCCCUGCUAACUUGUUUUGAAACCCUGUAUUGUUUUGAUUAUUUAUAUCUCAUGACAUGGGUAGCUGUUUCAAAGAUAAACACGGUACAUUAUGAUAAACCAUUUUGGAUUUACUCUUAUUUCGAAGUCCUGUAUUGUUUUGUAUUUUGAUUUUAUUGGUUCUAUUCUGUUUUGCUUGAUUUUACUGUGUGAAGAUGCAGCUAGCUAUUAUGAAGACAACAAGAAGCAUUAUGGUAACAAUUGCUGAUUUCCUAUAUUAAAAUCUUGUGUCACACUG
Messenger RNA from Cavia porcellus (domestic guinea pig), 2611 nucleotides. RefSeq names its product zinc finger protein 709-like. Gene Ontology annotation, cellular component: nucleoplasm. The coding region runs from base 422 to 1873 and encodes 483 amino acids. Lineage: Eukaryota; Metazoa; Chordata; Mammalia; Rodentia; Caviidae. Gene Ontology annotation, biological process: regulation of transcription by RNA polymerase II. Gene Ontology annotation, molecular function: DNA-binding transcription repressor activity, RNA polymerase II-specific; RNA polymerase II cis-regulatory region sequence-specific DNA binding. The transcript has 4 exons. The record is from RefSeq and is a predicted model, not a curated record.